Molecule: messenger RNA, 3575 nt
Organism: Suillus subaureus
Lineage: Eukaryota; Fungi; Basidiomycota; Agaricomycetes; Boletales; Suillaceae
Product: heme peroxidase
Exons: 23
Coding region: 341-3409 (1022 amino acids)
Biological process (GO): response to oxidative stress
Molecular function (GO): heme binding; peroxidase activity
Source: RefSeq, a predicted model, not a curated record
AGUUCUUAACUAGAGCUUACUAGCGCUGCCAGACAGUACUUGAUAUGCAGCAUGGCAGCAGCCAGAAUUUCGGAUUUGGCGCUUGCACAUAUAUUCGUAUCAAUGGCUCCCCCACGCACCAUGUGCAUGAACAUUUGAAUCCCCAGGGUAUCAUUUAUCAUUUAAUUGUUGCUCGACACUGGAAUUCCUUUUGGCGGCCUUUUGCGUCUGUCACUGAAUACCUUUCAGACCCGAUGCAUAUAUAGCCAGUCGUGCUGGGCCCUUCUCAGCACACCACAUUCUUUGACAACGCUCUCUCUCCAAGUUAACUAAGUCGAUAUUCAGUUCCAACAUCCAAACCAUGAGACGAGCAGCAGCGUCACUUGUACCGAGGAUCGAUAUUCCUCCAUGCAUAUCCCAGCCUGGCAUCCCCGCGUGCUUUGACAAAAUCAAGUCAGUGGAAGACUUCGAACAAAUCAUCACGCGAGGACCCCCCUUUACCCUGGCAGACCUGCCAGCAUAUGUUGAUGCACUGAAGAACCUCAAGUCGGGCAUCAAUGACCGGGAGUUUUUGUUAGAAAAACUUUUGAUAUUGAUGUCGCGCCUUCCCGACGACUCAGUCUUCGCUAAAGAACUUCAGAUCUCCGUGAUCGAUAUCCUUUACAAGGACCUUCCCCACCCGCCUUGCAGCUUCUUGAAGACUCCUGUAACAACGCCUCUGUCCGGCUCCAGUAGCAUGCCAUAUGUCUUCCGUAGUGCUGAUGGUUCCAAUUAUUCGAUGUCUACGCCGAGCCUUGGUCAAGCAGGUCAACCAUAUGCGCGAUCUGUGCCUUCUACGCACGUUUCAUCGCGUCGCCCGUUACCAGAUCCAGGAGAGGUAUUUGAUACCCUUCUGCGUCGCCGUCAGAAUGACUUCGUCCCUCAUCCUGGGGGCCUCUCCAGUUUGUUUUUCGCAUUUGCAGAUCUCAUCAUUCACAGCAUAUUUGAUACGAACUCCCACGAUUGGACGAUUAACAAUGCCAGCAGCUACCUCGACCUGAGUAUUCUAUAUGGGCACAACGAAGAGCAGGUCGAUAGCAUACGCAAGAAGGACGGAACCGGUCACAUUUGGGAAGAUGUAUUUGCUGACAAGCGUCUCUUGUUCAUGCCCCCCUCCGUGGGUGCCCUUGCAGUCCUAUUCAGUCGUCACCACAAUUAUAUUGCAAACAAGAUCCUUAGCCUCAACGAGCGAGGGACAUUCACAUCCCCAGCGCCUCUUAAUGAAGCGAAACGUACUGCCCAGUGCGAUGAGAUCUUUCACCGUGCUCGACUGGUCAAUACAGCGUUCUUCAUGCAGAUCAUCUUAACGGACUACGUUGGAGGCAUUCUUGGUCUUGUCAGAGAUGGACUGACUUGGAGAUUAAAUCCACUUCAGGGGUUUCGCGAGCAGACGCAUGACGUUUCCCAACGAGGAGCUGGGAACGCUGUUUCAUUGGAGUUCAACAUGCUCUAUCGUUGGCAUGCGGCAAUGUCGCAUCAAGACGAAGUGUGGAUUGAACACGUUUUCAAAGGCAUUCUCCCUGGAAAAGACCCUUCAACUAUCACUGUCAAAGAGUUCAAGGCUGCCGUCCACAAGAGUAGUGCUCAAAUGCCUGACAUUCGUAGUUGGACAUUUGGCGGUCUCACCCGUGAGGAGGAUGGUCGAUUCAGCGACGACGAUAUCGCUCGUGUUUUACAGGAUGCAACGGCCGAGAGGGCUUGUGCCUUUCGUGCGAGGGGCGUUCCGGCCGUGAUGCGAAUUGUAGAGAUUUUAGGCAUGGUGCGAGCACGAGCCUGGGGCGCUUGUUCACUGAACGAAUUUCGUCGCUUCAUUGGUUUGAAACCGUACAAGACCUUCAGCGAAUGGAACCCCGAUCCAGAGAUUUAUGUCGCAGCCGAACGCUUGUACGGGGAUAUUGAAAACUUGGAGUUGCAUGUGGGCCUGCAGGCUGAGGAAACAAAACCUCCCAUUCCUGGCGCUGGCCUUUGCCCUGGAUACACCAUCUCACGUGCCAUCCUCGCCGAUGCCGUAUGCUUGACCCGUGGAGACAGGUUUCUUACAGUAGACUUCACUCCGUUCAACUUGACAACAUGGGGUUACGAGCAUUGCAUGGUCAACAAAAUGGAUGGAUCCUAUGGUGGCAUGCUCACCAAGCUUCUCUUUCGCAUGCUUCCCGAUCACUACCCCGCGGGCUCAGUCUAUGCUCACUUUCCUUUCCUGACCCCAGAAUUCCUUGCCUCGAGCAUGGCCAAGGCGCCGCGCAGUGCCGAAGUCCGGCAUCUUUACGAUUGGGACAGGCCUUCGACAGUUCAGCCAGCUGCAUUUGUAGCUGCUGAUAUGAACGUUGUCAGAGAUUAUGAGCGUCGACUUUCGAACUUACACAUGCCUCCCAGGGUACGGAACGAAGCGAUCAGAAAGCCCAUCUCUGAUAAAGUUGCUGAAUACACCGCGUCUACUUCGCAUUUUGCGCACCUUACAAGUGAGCUGAUACGCAAGAGACGCGAAGUUGACGAGCAAGUCGACAUAAUUGAAAUCCUGAACCUCCUUCCUGUUUAUUGGGUGGGCGACAUCAUGGUCCUCUUUCUGAUACAUCAACACAAACUGCUUGGUGUUGAACUUGUUUUUUUUCGUCAGGUUGGAUUACCAUCGAUGGACAAAUCAUCGUCGCAAAUGACUCCAGAAUUUUGGUACAAAGCCUUUUUCACCAUUGCACACUACUUGUAUUUGAAUAAAGAUCCUGCUUCCGACUGGACUCUUUGCCAGAAAGCCAUGCGCUCUACCCAGUUGAUCAAGUUAUACCUUGAGAGCCAUUUGAAAAGACUCUCUGAUGGCAUUAUUUCAAUCAAUGGCAUAUGUGAUUUUCUGUUUUCAAAUCACUUGUCAUCCCAAAAAGGUGAAGUGUUCCUCUCGGAGGUUCUCAGAGUCACCCCGCGGGCUUCGAUAGAGGAGAUAGCAUUGUGUUUGUUCGAGGAGAUCAUCCCUUCUGCGGCCUUGUUCUCCGCUGUCAUUGCUUCUGUGGUGAAAUACUACAUGUACGCUCAAAACGAGGACUACUCCGGCUUUGCUUCCAGUUGUCAAGACAAAGGAUCAGAACAGCACCCAGCCGUUCUGCGGUAUAUCUGCAAAGCACUCAAUCUGGACGUUGACAUGAUGUCGAGUGACGAGUCGUCUGUCUUGCGUAUCACUCUCGAUGGCCAAGUUAUGGCCAUUCCGAAGCAAACUGGCCUUUUGUCGUGGGAUGUCUUCUCAAAGAUCGCCCCUGGAAUCAUCUGCAGUAUCUUCAGUGCAGGUUCUAUUCGUCGUCCUCAGAUCACUACUCGUAGUAAGGGGACGCGCGUUGACGCAGAGCAAACAUCGAGGUUCACCGACAUCUCCAUACCCACUUCAAUGAUCGUUGAGUAUGAUGUUUAACACGGACACUACAAACGCCCGAUCCUCGUCACUGUAUUACAAACCCAGACACCUACAUUACAUGUAUUACCACCACUCGCACUGUUUAAGAGAAAUCGGUUUGUAAUAUAUCAUCCAAUUGUAUCCGAGGCAAGACAUGGAUGAAAAGCUACGAUGCAGCUCUACU